This is a messenger RNA of Lucilia sericata (common green bottle fly), 6230 nucleotides long. RefSeq lists its product as uncharacterized. Gene Ontology annotation, cellular component: transcription factor TFIID complex. Gene Ontology annotation, molecular function: protein heterodimerization activity. Lineage: Eukaryota; Metazoa; Arthropoda; Insecta; Diptera; Calliphoridae. The record is from RefSeq and is a predicted model, not a curated record. Bases 339 to 6002 code for a protein of 1887 amino acids. The transcript has 8 exons.
UUUGACAGACGUGAUUCAGUGUGUACACAAAAUUAUUUUGUGAUUCUACGAAUUUUAUUUGUAAAUUCCCAAAAAAUUAAUAAAAUUUGCACAUAUUAAAGCUUAAACUAAGCAAAAAACUUAACUUUAAGUAAAAAUGCUUUAAAUGUAAUAAAAAUAUAAAAGAAUAAUGUAAAGCAAAUCAAUGAAAUUUGCAAAUAUCAAACAAAAAAAACUUUCACACUGUACUUGUGUUUUUUCCUACUUCGAUUUAAUGAGUGAAAAAAAGAAGAAGCAGUAGUAAUACAAAAAGACAAAAACUGCAACAAAAGAAGAGAGGAAAACAAAAGGCGUUCCAAAUGAGUGACCAAUAUAUGAAAGAAUUGCUGCGUGUGGCAGUGGCACAAAUUUGUCAAACUAUAGGCUAUAAUGCCACACAAUCAGCACCAUUGGAACUACUACAAGAUGUUUUGGAUAAAUUUAUGAGGGAAUUUACCAGAGAUUUAAGGCGCCAAGUAGAACAUUACAACCGCACCGAGGCCAAUUUAAAUGAUGUGACCUUGACCUUGAGCAGCAUUAAUGUUAAUUUAAAUGAAUUACUGGAUUAUAUUAACAAUGUGGAGCCGGUACCGUUUGCUUUGGAUGUGCCCAAAUUUCCAGCUCGUAAAGAUUCUGCUUUGAAUUUCUUAAAACCGGGUAGUAAAGAGGUGUUGACAAGACCGGUACAUGUACAUGCACACUUGCCGCCUAUGCUGCCGCCAGAAAUAACACAGCAGCCAGCAGAACCACUAGCUUUGGCUGGCAGCAGCAGUAACAGCGGUUCAAAUAGUAAUUUAAGCGAUUCAAAAACUUUUCAAGAUAAUUUAACUGCUUCAGCAAAUAACGCCAAUGGAGAAGCAACUAAUGAAAACUCGGCAAAAUCACUAAAUUCUUCUACUGUUUUGGAUAAAACUACUUUACACUCUUUAUUUAAACCAAGCACAAAUCUUGAAGAUGGCGAAAGACCUACCCGUGAGGUUAGUAGUGUGGUCAUGACCACUGGCGGCUAUAUAUCACCAGCUGUAGAGGGUAAAAUGCCAGAAGCUAUAGUACCCGAUAUAAUAGACAAACUACUGGGUCUUGAUGCGCCACCACCACCUCCACCGCCCCCUGCUCCACCCACACAAUCCCGACCUGCUUCACGUUCUGCAAACUCUACGCCAAAUCCUCUUAAUAACGAAAACUCUUCUGCACUAGCGGAAAAAGAUGGCGGCGAACGAGAAAUUGCAACCACCACCAGUAAGGAAUCUAAAAAACAAGCUUUGGCACGCAGCCUCGAACCACAGCCAGUGACACAUAAGAAAACUGAACUUUUGGCAGAUUUGCCAAAUAUGAAAAAACAUAAAUUAUUUAAUGCUUCCGGUGGUAAAAACUUUCACCCUGAUUUACAGCCUCAGCCGGUCGGUAAUUUCAAUAAAAAAUCCUUUAUGAUGCAUCAAAAUAAUUCCGGCGCUCUGCAAACACCUCAAACCAAUUAUGCUAAUAUGCUUUUAAAGAAAGCCAAAAAACAAAAGGUUCCCCUUUUAACAGGCCAGCCCUUAAAUGAGAAACAUGCCAAACCUUUAGGCGAUAAAAUGGGAAAAAUGGAUGCUGCCGAUAAGGCUCACCGCAAGUACAUGAAAAUGUUACAAAAAAUGGCUAAACAGGGUAAAAUACCACCUGAAUUGUUAAGUAAUAUCAUGGGACCCGAUAAAAAAUCCAAACAAAUUAACCCGGCCAUAGUGGCUAGCAUGCCACCGGGUCCAGAGAGACUGCAGUUGGAGAAAUUGCUACGAAAACAGGCCAAACAAAGGCAAAAACUGAUGAAACAGCAAAUGUUAAUGGAGGUACAAAAACAAUCGAAAAAACCUAUACAACAACCACCACCUUUGGUGCCCAUAUUUCCGCCACGUAUGUCUGAAGCAACAAGCAAACCUUUAGCUUUAGAUAUGGACGAACAAAAGCUUAAAAUGGAAGGCAAAGAUAUGACAAAUGUGUCACCGGUAAAACCACAAUUUACUCCCAAUAUUGUUAGCAAUACUACGCCAACAGGACAUCAGUUACCGGAGGCCUUAGUAAAUAAAUUCCAUAAAACCCCUAUUGCAAAUGAGGCACCUCCCAUUGAGCUUAUGGAUAACAAUGCCAAACCUUUAUUAACAGCAGAUGGCAAAGAAUUGAAGUUAUCCAAUGAACCAGAUCGCUCUAAGCUGAAUAUAUUCAAAAAGAUUUCCAAACAAAAAACCCCCAAACCCUCCUCACCCACACCCAUGCGUUUGCCAGGACUUAAUGAUACACCCAUAAUAAAUUUGCCCUCGGGUACUACAAUAACACCGGCGCCAGGACCCUCCCAGCCCGCGAAUGCAUCCGCACCUUCCUUGGGACGUAAUCUAUUCCCUCCUCUAAAUGAUACCAACAACACAGCUCUCAAUAGCGGCAAUAUUAUUAAUGUAGAUGAUAUCAAAGACAAACCUGUGGCGUCAACCCCUACAAACCAAAUAAAUCCCCAACAACCCGCCGAUUUAAGUCUGCUUAAUCGUGUGUUUGGUGAAAAACCCCCCGAAGUGGAGUUGAUAAAUAAGCCCAAGAAACGUGGACGUAAACCGGGUAGUAAAAAUUCACCCAAAAUUCCAGGACAAUUUCCCAAUAGUAUGCUAAAGAAAAACAGCAAGAAAAUGAAGCUGGAUAAUAGCCAUCUAUUCCCAGGGCAAAUACCUUCACAACUACCGCCGGGUUUUGGUGCUGCCGGUGGUAUGGGUAAUUUAUCUUUCGAUAAUAUGGCUCAGUUGUUUGGCAAUCCCUUAAAUCCUCUAGAAUGGGCUCAAAAUAAACACUUGCAACAGCAAAUGAUGAUAAUGGCGGGUGCCAAAGAGCGCAAGGAACAUAAGAAAAAAUCUAAACUACUUAAGCAAGAUCUCUUAAAUAAUGACAACAGUAUGGCUUCUCUUAAUAUGACAAAUCCAGCUACUAACAUGGCAGUACCUACCAACGAGGAGGUGCAAUCUAUCAACAAAAAACUUAUGCGCAUGGAUACUAUUUUAAAAGCGGCACCCUCCUCGUCUUCAACUACAGAUUUAUCGGUUGAUACCAGUUUGAUAACGGGCAAAAAAUUACCCUCACCCGCUAUUUUCCCUUCUGUCGACUCUUCCGCCUCCUCUACGUCACCCCUUAAAUCACCUGGUAAUUCUAAGCGUUUGUUGGCCGGUGCUGAGGCCAUGGCUAGCAGUUUGGUACAACCUUUUAUGCUGCCCAAUCGUCCAGCCUUUCCCAAUUUACCCACUAACAUGCUGUCCAUGCUACAGUUUCCAUUUCCUCCUCGUCCUGGUUUAAUACCUACACCGGGUCUAUUUCCCACACCUGGAUUGGGAGCAUUUCCCAAUAAUCCCAAAAAUCCUCUAUUGCCUGGACUCUUUCCAUUUCCGAAUCUUAAGCAGCCAAUGGGUAGUGAGAAUGCUGCUGUAAAUCAAGAUACAGAAGAUUUAACAACAGACAAGAAGAAAUCUGACACAAAUAUACAAGCAGCUGAACGCAGUUAUUGUAAUGUUGCCCCCUUGGUACCCGAUUUCCUGACAAAACUAAACGAACAGCAGCAGCACUCUGGCGGCUGUGGAAAUAAACAUUCGCACGAGCCGCCCCACGCUCAUGAACCCGAUUUACCUAAAACUCCCAAACCACGUAAUUCACAUUCAAAUACUCUGACCCAUGAUAAUUUACUUAAGAAAAUGCAAGACGCCCAUACACCAGAAAGUGCUGGCGGCAGUAUAAGUGGCAAAUCAAUACCGUCAACACCGGGUGGCAUGUCUCUCAAUACCUUCGAGCAGCUAAUGAAAAAGAAUGAAAGUCCCAUGGAUUUGAUGGCGCUCAAUAAACACAAUAAGUCUUUGUCACAAUCGCAGGAAUCUGGUUUAGACUUCUCGAUGAAUAAAAAAUCAAAUCACAAUAUGGGAGGAGGAGGAGGAGGAGGUAAUAUGGGUGGUUUAAGCAUUAAAACACCCAUUACAUUAAAUAAUGAACCCAUUGAAGUAUCCGAUGAUUCAGAUGAAACAAAUCAACCACCACCACCACCGUCAACGGCUAAAACACAAGCCACAGCUACAACACAUUUACCCAGUCAGCCUUCACAAGCACAUGCAGCGUCAACACAUCACAGCAGCUUUAAUAUGGAUGAUAUGUUUGUGGCUAAUACCAGUAACAACAGUCAUAUGCCACCAAAGCCAUUAGAUACUGACUUGUCCACUAAAGAGCUUAAAAAGUUGAAAAAACAAGUGAAAAAAUCGUCCUCCAGUAUUAAUGCCACUUCCUUGAUAAGUGCAGACAAAUCUGAUGGAGGUCUAGCUACAGGAACAGGAAACGCAGGAGGUGUGGGAAAAUUAGCUGGCGGAGCUGAUCUAAUACCUUUGACUUCUACCGGUAUGGCGUAUUCAUCUAAAAAUAUACCCUACAAUAGUUUAACAGCCAAUGCAAAUCCCACUUUCAAUGCUCACAAAAACGAUUUUACCAACACCUCAGCAUCAACAUCAGCCGCUGCAGCAACCUCUUCUUCCUCUGUUUUUGACAAUCUAACAAUAACGGCCGCCAUUCCAUCAUCUUCGGGAGCCUCUUCCAGCACGGUAUACGACUUGCAAAAGAAACGCAAAGAACAUAAAAAACUUAAAAAGCUUAAAGAGCUAAAGGAGGGUAAAAUCAAAAAGAAAAAGGACAAAAAAGAUAAAAAUAAAAGUAAAGAAAAAGCUGAGAAAUAUUUGCUUACACACACGCAAAGUUCACCGGUCAAAGAAAAGGAACAACCCACUAUAGAAAUAAUACCAACGGCAGUGGCUCCUGCCCCGGUAAUGGCACACACCGCCACCACCAAUAGCAGCAACACUAAUUCGGAAAAAGUAAAAGAUAAAGAUUUAUUGAAAAAGUUAAAAAAGGAAAAGAAAAAAGAAAAACUACGCACGAAUUUAGAUGAUCAUCAUCAUUCAACACAACAAACUCCCAAUAGCUUGCAGCAGCAGGCCUCAGUUUCAAAUCCUUUAACAGGCAACACUAAAGAAACCAUUAGUUCAUCUUCAGCUACCGGCCCGCUAUCGUUGGAUAUAGAGCCAACGAAAAAACAAAAAUUAUCACCAGCAGCUUUAAUGCAUACCUCUUCAUCUGGCCAUGUACAUAAUGAAACGACCAGUAAUACGACGACUGCAACAGCGCCAGCCGCUAUUGUACCAAAAUUGACAUUAAAAUUAGGCUCUACACACUCACCCACACCGCCGCGCGAUGAUGGUCAUAAGAAUUCUUCUACGUCUGCGUCUUUAUCUUCAUCUGCUGCACCUGUACAACCACCACCACCAUCUGCAGUCUCAUCACCGCCAAGAGAACAUCAACGAGAACCGUCGCCGGAAUUGGCGCGUAUAUCACCUUUAGUGACGAGACCACCUAAACAUAAACUUAACACAAGUGGUGAAUUAUCAGCAAGUUCUUCUACAGCGUCCAAUAGCAUUUCGGCUGCGAAUGCGAGUUCUUUGGAAAUAGGCGAUGUUAGUAAGGCCAGCUCUGCCUCAAAUCCCAAUUUGAUAGUACCUCCACCCAGUCCAUGGCUAUCAGGUGGCACCAUAUCGGCCAGUUCGGUGCUGUUGCCACAUCAACUUUUACAAACAACUAAACAACAUGAUAUGACAACGGCGCCCUCAAGUACUGCACACCACAGUACAGAUACUGCCUCUAAGACAACCAACGCUGACAGACAAAGUCCUCUAACUCUAAUAACGGAAACAAGUCGUCCUUCUUCGUAUAUCAUGCUGAAGGAUGCUGAGGGCAAUCGAGUAUGGAUUUGUCCAGCCUGUGGUAAAGUUGAUGAUGGUUCGCCCAUGAUUGGUUGCGAUGGUUGUGAUGCCUGGUAUCAUUGGGUUUGUGUGGGCAUAUUUGUGGCUCCCAAGGACAAUGAAGACUGGUUUUGUCGUGUCUGCAUAACACGCAAAAAGGGCCUACAUGGCUCUGAUAAGAAACGAAAACGUAAUAAGAAAAAAUAAUUCUUUUACGUAAAUAUAUUUAGUUUUUAAGAAGUUGUAAAAUUGUUUUUUCAAUAUUAAACAAACAAAAAAUCGUUAAUAUACCCAAGUAGUAUAUAAAAAAAAUAUAAUUUAUAUUAUAACUCCGCGAAAAAAAGGACAAAAAAAAAGAAAAGUUGUUAUAAACGUAAGGAAAAGAAAUACAUGUAUUUGAUUUUCUCAUUAUAAGAAAUACAAAUUUAAAAGUGU